AUGUUUAAAACUUUAAAUAUUGAAUACAAACCUCCUUCACAGUUUACUCUUGCUAAACGCAUUCUGGACGAAAAAAUUGCUAAGGUUAAAAAGUCAAUUAAUGCUGAAUUAGAAGAUGAAAUAAAUUUGAUCUUAA
Messenger RNA from Racocetra fulgida, 136 nucleotides. Lineage: Eukaryota; Fungi; Glomeromycota; Glomeromycetes; Diversisporales; Gigasporaceae. The record is from the annotation of a GenBank genome assembly.